Molecule: messenger RNA, 2632 nt
Organism: Rhincodon typus (whale shark)
Lineage: Eukaryota; Metazoa; Chordata; Chondrichthyes; Orectolobiformes; Rhincodontidae
Gene: acadvl
Product: acyl-CoA dehydrogenase very long chain
Exons: 19
Coding region: 134-1906 (590 amino acids)
Molecular function (GO): very-long-chain fatty acyl-CoA dehydrogenase activity; flavin adenine dinucleotide binding; fatty-acyl-CoA binding
Source: RefSeq, a predicted model, not a curated record
CCACACCGGUAAGAGGCUACCUGUCAGUCUUUUAAAAAAGAGACAUCUCUUUGGCUCCCUACAGGCAGAGCAGACAGUGCUGGAGAAAACAACCACGGAGGCCCCAGCAGUAAAAACCAUAAAGGAGAAGAAGAUGGUUGCUGCGGAAUCCAAGUCGUUUGCUGUGAACAUGUUUCGGGGUCAGGUCCAAACAGAGCAGGUGUUCCCCUUCCCCUCUGUUCUGAAUGAUGAGCAGGAGCAGCUUCUCCGGGAAUUAGUGGGACCUGUCAGCAAGUUUUUCCAGGAGGUCAAUGACCCAGCUGCCAAUGACUCUCUGGAGAAAGUGGAGGACAGCACGAUGGAAGGCCUGAAGGAGAUGGGGGCGUUUGGCCUGCAGGUGCCAUCUGAGCUUGGAGGACUGGGGCUCACCAACACACAGUAUGCCCGACUGGUUGAGAUUGUUGGCAUGCAUGACCUGGGUGUAGGCAUCACUCUGGGUGCCCACCAAUCCAUUGGUUUCAAAGGGAUUCUCCUGUUUGGAAACGAUGCCCAGAAGAAGAAGUACCUUCCAAAGCUGGCUACAGGAGAAACAAUCGCUGCCUUCUGUCUGACUGAACCUGCCAGUGGCUCUGAUGCUGCAUCCAUCAAAACCACAGCCAAAAAGAGCGACUGCGGAAAGUACUACAUCCUUAAUGGGGGCAAAAUCUGGAUCAGUAAUGGUGGCCUGGCAGAUAUCUUCACUGUCUUUGCUAAAAUGUCGGUGAAAGAUGAAACAACCGGUGAAGUGAAGGACAAAAUCACCACAUUUAUUGUGGAGCGGGGAUUCGGAGGAGUGACGAGUGGGCCUCCAGAGAAGAAAAUGGGCAUCAAAGCGUCAAACACAGCGGAAGUGCACUUUGAGGAUGUGAAGGUGCCAGUGGAGAACGUGCUGGGAGAAGUUGGCGGUGGUUUCAAGGUGGCCAUGAAUAUUUUGAAUAAUGGACGCUUUGGCAUGGCAGCUGCUCUCUCUGGGACCAUGAAAGGAGUCAUUGCCAGGGCAGUUGACCAUGCUGCAAAUCGGACCCAGUUUGGGAACAAGAUUCACAACUUUGGUGCCAUUCAGGAGAAGGUUGCUCACAUGGCAGUGCUGCAGUAUGUGACGGAGUCGAUGGCAUACAUGAUCAGUGCAAACAUGGAUUCAGGAGCGACUGAGUUCCAGAUAGAAGCUGCCAUCAGCAAGAUCUUUGCAUCUGAGGCUGCCUGGAAUGUUACUGAUGAAUGUAUCCAGCUCAUGGGUGGAAUGGGCUUCAUGAAGGAUGCUGGUAUUGAGCGAGUGAUGAGGGACCUUCGGAUCUUCCGCAUUUUUGAGGGAACAAAUGAUAUUCUUCGGCUUUUUGUUGCACUCAAUGGUAUUCAGACCACUGGGAAUCACCUGAAGGGACUGCAGAGAGCACUGAAGAAUCCUGUUGAAAAUGCCAGCCUGUUAAUGGGUGAAAUCAGCAGGCGGGCACGAAGGAAGGUUGGACUUAGUACAGGCGUUAGCCUAAGUAACAAUGUACAUCCAGAACUGAAGCAGAGCGGGGAACUGACAGUAAAAGCUGUUGAAAAAUUUGGUGGCUGUACAGAAGAUCUGCUGUUGAAGUAUGGCAAGAGAAUUGUAGACGAACAGUUCCUGCUGAAAAGGGUGGCAGACAGUGCCAUUGACCUGUAUGCCAUGGUGGUUGUUCUGUCCCGGGCUUCCCGUUCUCUGAACCAAGGCCAUGCAACUGCUCAACAUGAGAAAUUGCUCUGUGACACCUGGUGCAUUGAGGCAUAUGCUCGCAUUAUGGACAAUCUGAAUGCCCUCACUUCCAGCUCUGCCAGGCAGACCUUCAAGAACAUGCGCGCCAUCUCCGCAGCGGUGGUGAGCAAUGGUGGCACCGUGACUCCUCAUCCCUUGGGAUUUUAAGAAAGGAAGCCACUCUGCCUUGCCAGAUCAGAAUGUAAAUCCACAGCCAGAUCUACUCUGAAUCUAACACUUCAGUCUUUAAAAAUUGGAAGGUUUAAUUACUGAACCUGAUCUCCCCUCCCCAUUUCAGACUGGGAGUGCCGUGAUUGGUGCUGUUGCAGUUUUGAAUCCUGAAAAGGUUUUAAAAAGCAAUGCCCUAUAUGAAUCACAUUUAUCCUUGCACUUGUUAACCACCAGCAUUAUCACUAGGGCUUUAUUUAAUAACAGCCUGCUUUAGGGCAGACAGUAGCAUUGUGGUAAUGUAACUGGACUAGUAAUCCAGAGGCCCAGACUAAUGCCCUGGGGACUUUGGUUCAAAUCCCACCAAGACAGCUGGGGAAUUUAAAUUCAAUCAAUAAAUCUGGAAUUGAACGUUGGUCACAGUGUGGUGACCAUGAUAACCACCAUCAAUGAUCGUAAAACCCCAUCAAUGUCCUUUAGGGCAAAUAUCCAACGUUCUUACCUGGUCUGGCCUACGUGACUCCAGACCCAGAGAAAUGUGGUUUACUCCUGACUGCUCUGAGAUCAGGGAUAAACAACUAUUGCUUGGGUCAGUAACACUGACACCCCAUUAAAAAAUGAGGGAAAAAGUGGUACUGGGUACAGUACUGAAAGAAGUCUGGUUACGUUACCCUGACGAUGUUUAAUGGGGACAGUGUAGAGGAAGCUUUAUUCUGUAUCUAACCU